Molecule: messenger RNA, 1900 nt
Organism: Stegastes partitus (bicolor damselfish)
Lineage: Eukaryota; Metazoa; Chordata; Actinopteri; Pomacentridae
Product: caytaxin-like
Exons: 13
Coding region: 129-1193 (354 amino acids)
Biological process (GO): apoptotic process
Cellular component (GO): cytoplasm
Source: RefSeq, a predicted model, not a curated record
AGCAGCUGUAAGGAGGAGGAGGAAGACAGGGGAGCAUCCCAAAACAAAACAGGGACGCUUCCAACACGGUGAAGAGGGAGUGUUUGUAUUUACAGUAUUGAGCUGAAGCCCGUCCUCCCCGGCAGAGGAUGGGUACAGCAGAAGCCACUUUACGCAUGGACAGCAUGGAGGUGAAGGACGAGUGGCAAGAUGAGGACUUCCCCAGGCCGCUGCCAGAAGAUGGAGAUAUUGGUUCAUGUGGCCUCACUGACAACAGAACAAAUCCUCCAACCAGUCUGAAUGUCGGGGAGUCCAUGGCCCAGCGCAAGCGUCGCACGCUUAUUGCCCCAGACAUGAACCUGUCUCUGGACCAGAGCGAAGGGUCGGUGCUCUCUGAUGACUUCCUGGAGACGCCCGACGACCUGGACAUCAACGUUGAUGACAUCGAGACUCCUGAUGAGACCGACUCGCUGGAGUUCAUCAACAAUGGCAACGAGCUGGAGUGGGAAGAUGACACUCCUGUUGCCACUGCUAAGCGUCUUCCAGGUGAAAGUGAAGAGGAGAGAGACUCAUCUGGUCGUCUGUGGCGAACGGUGAUCAUCGGCGACCAGGAGCAACGGAUCGAUAUGCAAGUCAUCAGACCGUACCUGAGGGUGGUCACACAUGGAGGUUACUAUGGUGAGGGACUGAAUGCCAUCAUAGUGUUUGCAGCCUGCCACCUGCCUGACAGCAGCUGUGAGGACUACACAUACAUCAUGGAGAAUCUUUUUCUGUAUGUUGUAAGCAGCCUGGAGCUGCUGGUGGCAGAAGACUACAUGAUUAUUUACCUGAAUGGAGCAACUCCUCGCAGGAAGAUGCCUGGCAUCAGCUGGCUGAAGAGAUGCUACCAAAUGAUUGACAGAAAAUUGAGAAAGAAUCUGAAGUGUCUUAUUAUCGCUCACCCAACAUGGUUCAUUCGCACUGUCCUGGCCAUCUCAAGACCUUUCAUCAGUGUGAAGUUCAUGGAUAAGAUUCGCUACGUUCAAACACUGGAGGAGCUCAGCCAGAUCAUCCCCAUGGAGCAUGUGCAGAUCCCUGAGUGUGUGCUGCAGUAUGAUGAUGAGAAGAUUAGAACACAAAAGGAAAGACUUGAGCAAGAGGGGCAGCAGAUAAACUCAGCACUCCCUAAAGAAAGGCCAAAGUCAAUGAUAGCAGAGGUUGGCCGUGACAUCUGACAUUAAGAGCUUUAAGUUGAAGAGCGAGUGGGGAACAUUCAUUCAUGCAGUGGGAGUCAGCAUCACACAAGAUGAAAUCCCCCUGAAUGGAUCUGUUAGCUGCAGGACAAUCAUUCCUCAGUAUUUCUCUUAUUUUCAGUGACAUGCUUGCUUCUAACAACUUAAAGUCCACUUACACUAAAGCAGGACAACUUAAUGCUAAAUUUUAAAGUAUCUGCAUGUCAAGUCGAGCUUUAUCUACAGCAUGACCUCUUUAUGAAGGAAAAGUAAAGGACUUGGAUGAACUCUUGAGCGUCUGCCGACUGAGCUGGAAACAUGUACAUACUUGUAAUAUAUAUUUUGAGCAAGGGAUUUGCACAUGAACGGCAUGGGCAUUGUUUGGUUUCAUGGAUAUUUACUGAAAAAUAAUGUGCGAUGAUUUUGUUCUUCUUAAACCUACAGUAGAUGUUACUGAUGCAAAAGUGUGUUACAGUUUUCAAGUUUUCCAGAGUUGAAUAUGCAGGUGGCAUGCUUGUUUAUAUCCUUCCUGUCUUUGUCACAUGUUUUUGUCAGUUUAAAAAAAAAGUACUUUUACAAGACGGGAAGUGUACAUUGUUACAAAUGAAAUGAAAUAUAUUUAAAGAGAGAGUCAAAUGAAUUGCUAAAAGUGUUAUUUAUGAAAAUGUGCCAUUUACUGUUUGUAAAAAAUAAAUAAAUGAAUGAGUGAA